CACACUUCCCUGUCAACCAUUUGACAGCCGCCCAUUGGUCCUCUCAACUGAUCCGCCUCCAUUAGAUGUAAAUGUUUCGCGGGAACAUUGAAGACGUGAAAUAACCUAAUCUGUUCUCGUGAGAAGGUUCUGGAUAUCAGUCCAACUGAGCCCGUAUUGAAGUAAAGUUUUCGUAUCCUGGUUGAACAAAUUUAACUAUGUUCGGAAAAACGCUCUUUUUGGCUUUAACUUUCGCGUUGCUUCACACCGGAAAACUUCAAACUUCGAGCUCUACUCAGGAAAUCGAAAGAUCAAACGGUGAUGAUCUCACUUUUCAGUGUGAAAUCCCCCCGAGAACCAACUUGAAGUGCCCCUCUCUGGUUCUGAAACGAGUCGAUGGAAAUACAAGUUACCCCACAAGUGUCAUCUACACCUGUCGAAAUGGAAAGGAAGAUCUUCAUUCACAAUACAGAAACCGGGUGAAGUUCAUCAAUGAGGACAUGAGGAGAGGAUUGAUGACUGUACGGAUCCGAUCAGUCCAGCAGUCUGAUAGCGGAAAGUACAAAUGGUUUAUCCCAAAUUCAAAAUACGCCUGUUUUUUUGAUGUUGUUGUGACAGAGAAGCAAAACCUUACUAAGGAGAAUGACACCAGCACAACAGCAACAGAGGAAAUGCCAGAUACAGAUCCUGCACCAGAGAACCGUCAUCAUUAUUAUGCCCUCAUUCCCGUCUUUGCUCUUCUCAUAGCUACUGUUUUCCUGAUGCUCUUCAAGAACAGGAUUUGUAAGACAUGCCAAAGGAAGACUGAAGAGAACGACUCUGAGCUGGAAACCCAAGGUAACAGAGCAAAGAAAGGAGAUGAAGAGGAACAGCUCAAGAAACCAUCAGCAAGAGGAACUGACGGACUGAAAGGAUAAUCUCAUCAUCACGGCCAGAGAAAAGAAGCUUUUUUGAAUAUCCACCAUUUGGGCCAUUCAUCUGAUCCUUCUGUCAGUUGCUCAGGUGCAACUAAAUAUUUCCUGGAAACGUAGAAAAAAAGUAAGAUUGUUUUAUGAAUUAUUUGGAAAAUCAAAUUACUUAAUAGUAGGGCUGCCACGAUCAGUCGACUAGUCACGAUUACGUCGACUAUCAAAAUCAUCGACGGCUGAUUUAAUAG
Maylandia zebra (zebra mbuna) is the source of this 1135-nucleotide messenger RNA. RefSeq lists its product as uncharacterized. The record is from RefSeq and is a predicted model, not a curated record. NCBI's taxonomy places the organism in Eukaryota, Metazoa, Chordata, Actinopteri, Cichliformes, Cichlidae.